AUGUCUCUCAACUUUCAAGGAGAUAACUCUACUACCAUUUCACUUGGUCCAGAAGUCAAAGACAUCAAGUUCAAAUAUACGUCUGGAGAUGAUGCCACGAUCGCAGAAGGCAAAAAGGCCAACCUCAAAGGUGAAGCAUAUGAAGCAUUAGUCACCUAUAACAACGACACUAUCAAGCUCUUCAAGGUCACCAGUGGAUAUCUUUUCAAGGGCUAUGCCUCCGCCAUCGUCAAAUUCUCGAUUGCGCAGACUACGAUCUCCGUCAUCGCCGAGAAUGGUCUUGGAGGAGAGCUCAAGCUUGUCGUUUAG
This is a messenger RNA of Fusarium proliferatum ET1, 309 nucleotides long. RefSeq lists its product as uncharacterized. The coding region runs from base 1 to 309 and encodes 102 amino acids. NCBI's taxonomy places the organism in Eukaryota, Fungi, Ascomycota, Sordariomycetes, Hypocreales, Nectriaceae. The transcript has 2 exons. The record is from RefSeq and is a predicted model, not a curated record.